Pygocentrus nattereri (red-bellied piranha) is the source of this 2420-nucleotide messenger RNA. It is a transcript of the gene cacng6b, whose product is annotated as calcium channel, voltage-dependent, gamma subunit 6b. The record is from RefSeq and is a predicted model, not a curated record. NCBI's taxonomy places the organism in Eukaryota, Metazoa, Chordata, Actinopteri, Characiformes, Serrasalmidae. The transcript is spliced from 5 exons. Gene Ontology annotation, cellular component: L-type voltage-gated calcium channel complex; membrane. Gene Ontology annotation, molecular function: calcium channel regulator activity. The coding region runs from base 682 to 1476 and encodes 264 amino acids. Gene Ontology annotation, biological process: regulation of calcium ion transmembrane transport via high voltage-gated calcium channel.
UGCACUCGUAACACAGCCGGUCCUAAUGCAGAAAACACGGGCGAGUGUUUAACCAGUUCUGCUCAGUUACACAUGCGGCCGACAAAAAACUGUAUCUGACUACUGUGGAUCUAGAGGGCCUCACCCCUUUCUCCUGUUCUUCUCUUCACUGCUUCCCUCCGUCCCUCGUUCUUCAGCCUCUCCAUCAUUCCUCCUCCAUCUCACUCUCUCCUCCAGAAAGCCCAUUAUUCAUCUGAACUUCUGAUUUUUUAGCUUUUCAUCCUAAACCCCUUUGAUAUAAUUUUCCAUCAUCUCUUUAUCCCUUUAUUCAUUUACUGCUAGGAGUUUCUCAUCCUUUCUCACCAUCACUUGUUUUAUUUUCCCUGCUUGUAGAGCUGUUCACCCUCUAAACUCUUAGGAUCUAAGGUAGCUGCUGAAUAAUUACAUGUUUAAACAGUAUAAAUAUACUACAAUAACAAUAACAUCAAUAAGAUUUUUAUACAAUUUCACCAAUGUAAUAUAGUAGUGAUAGUGGUACAAUAUGCAAUCAAAUUAAUAAUGGAUAAAUUAAAUAUAAUAACGAAUAUAAAUUCAUUAUUGCCGUAUAAUAUCUGAAUAAUCUGGCUACAUAAUUUAGUUGUUACAGAAAAAUUCCUAAUAGUUUGAAGCUGAGUAUCUGACUCACUGGCCUGGGGUUGGACCAUGUGGUCUAACUUCUUCAUGCAACAGGAGGAGGAGGGACGGAUGGGCGUGGCCUCUGCAGGCGGGGUGGGGGGCGUGGGGGGCCGCGGGGGUAAGAGGCCCAAGCCGGCUCGCAUGAGCGAGAGCCAGGAGGGGAAGAUAAAGCUGGCGUUUUUCGUUGCAAUCGUGGGCGUGGUCCUCACCGUGCUGGGCUUGGGGACAGAGUUCUGGGUGGAGCUUUCACAGCCCAAACACUUCCAGAACCCACAGACCUGCAAGAUGGUCCAUUACGGCCUGUGGAAGAGCUGCAUCAGGACACUGUGGGUGAUGGACGUCGACCCGGAGAGGGAGAGCUGUGGACCAGCGGAGCUGCCCGGAGAAUCCAACUGCACGUAUUUCAAGUUCUACACCACAGGAGAAAAUGCUGUCAUUUUUCAGAAAACAACAGAUAAAAACCUCAGUUUAGCCACGGCGAUGCUGGCCGUGUUCGGCCUGUUCCUAAUGGUGAUGGGCUCCGUGUGCAUCACCAUGUCUCUCACUAAGAGGGUGCCCUUCCUCCUCAAGCCCGCCGCCGUCUGCUUCCUCGUCUCAGGUGUCCUGAUUCUACUGUCCAUCAUAAUCUUCCACCAAUCGGUGCUGUCGUUGUUGGCGAGUGACCACACAAUCCCGCUGCACUACGAGCUGUCCUGGUCAGUGGCGUGCGUAGGCUCAGCCGGGGCCAUCCUCAUUUUGGGCGGCGUCCUCUUCUUGCUGCUGUCUUUUCCCUUCAGUCUCCUGGAGAAAUGCACGGCACAACACAGAAACAGCAACACCUAGAGGCCUUGAGGACCUGGAGCAGCUGAUGAAAUUUAAACCUGACAAACUGCUUAAAUGUACAGAGUGGCAAGAGUGACAAAGGUAUACAUAUAUUUUACUAUAUUUAAGGUUAUGUCUUGACCCCAGAGCUGCUUGUCAACAGUUGGAAGUGAGUUUGUAUACUAAGUCACCGAUUUGUACCUGUUCUUAGAUUGAUAGCGUUUGAUUGAUUUUUGUUGCAUGUUAUGUCCUGUAAGAAUUUUCCAAGGAGCCCAGCAAGCUGACUGGCCGAGUUGUAGCCUUCUUCUUUUUUUAAGUGCCUUUACUGUCAUUAUGCUUAUACGCUUUGCACAGUGCAGCGAAAUACUUUUCUUCACAUAUCCCAGCUUAGAUAUGGCAACCCUGGAGCAGAGAGGGUUAAGUGCCUUGCGUGAGGGCCUAUAGUGGCACCAUAAUGCUGUGAGCAAUCGCCCCGGGCACUAACCACUUAGUCGCCACUGCCUCAUUCUUUAAAUCUCAACCAAGCAUGCUAACAUUGCUAACGUUGAGUAGAAACUAGCCUCCUCCAAUUGGCAUAAUGUUAUUAGCAUGUUAGCAUAAUCGCUGUUAGCAAAAUUAGCAUUUCUUUACAUUUAUGGCAUUUGGCUGACGCUCUUAUCCAGAGCGACUUGGUUUGAUCAUUUUACACAGGGAGGUGAAGGCGGUGUUGGGAGUCUUGCCCAAGGACUCUUAUUGGUAUAGUGUAGGGUGGUUACCCAGAUGGGGAUUGAACCCCAGUCUACAGCAUAGAAGGCAGAGGUGUUACCCACUACACCAACCAACCACGUUUCUGACUAAGCCAUUCAUAUAACUGCUGAGCCAGAGCCGAUUCCAUCUUACACUUCAGGCGGUUUGGGUUUAGGGUGAAUAGGAAGUGUGCAGGAACAAAAAAAAAAAAAACCAACUGGAAAAACAGCAGCUAGUAG